GUGUUUGCGCGUGUUGUGAUUUGCGAGACUCCCAGAAACUGAAGGAAAAAAAAAAUCUUUUCUUUUUAUGCAAUAGGACACAAUGUUGAGUCUUCCCUGCUGCGGAAGAGGAGGGAACAAAAUGUGGAGUCCCUGCCGCGGAAGAGGAGGGAGAAGAGUAGGCAGGAGCAGAAUCCAAAGUAGAGUAGAGGGAAACACUAGUGCAGUGACAAUAUUCUAUGUUUCUUCUUGAUCCUUUUGCGUCUUCUUUGUGGCUUCCGCCCCCUGGAUUCUCUAGGCACUCUCAUUUGCCACCUCCUCAAAUCCACAUAAAAAAUGGCACCCUAAUCCCCUUUGUCUGCUACCGUAUGCACCCCUUUUGAAACUUCAACUGCCAUAGCGACGAUAUAAAAAAAGACGAAGCGUGGGAGGACUGUGAGGUUGCGCUUGCUCGGCAGCAAUGGAUCUCGAGAGCGGGCACUGUCUCAGAACGUUUAAGAAACAAUCUUGGAGGUCGGUUCUGAUGCUGGCAUACCAGAGCUUGGGGGUAGUUUACGGGGACCUCAGCACGUCGCCCCUUUACGUUUACAAGAGCACCUUCGCCGAUAUCGAGCACACGGAGAGCAACGACGAGAUCUUUGGCGUGCUCUCCUUCGUUUUCUGGACGCUCACCCUUAUCCCCCUCCUCAAGUAUGUCUCCAUAGUGCUUCGCGCCGAUGACAACGGCGAAGGUGGCACAUUUGCACUCUACUCUCUUCUAUGCCGCCAGGGAAGCAUUGGCCUCCUGCCAAUUCACCAGCUCGCUGACCAGGAGCUGUCCACUUACAAGAAAAACGAUGACACUGCCGCUAACGUCGCUGCCUCUGGCCCUGUCACUUCUGCCUCAGUUAUAAGGAGACUAUUAGAGAAGCAUCAAGCCUUGCAGCUCACGCUGCUCAUUCUUGCGUUGAUUGGGACUUCCAUGGUUAUUGGGGAUGGAAUCUUUACCCCUGCAAUCUCUGUUUUCUCAGCAGUCUCGGGGCUUGAGCUCUCUAUGUCUAAGGAACAUCACAAAUAUGUUGAGGUUCCAAUUGCAUGCCUCAUUUUAAUCUGCUUGUUUGCGGUGCAACAUCAUGGCACACACCGACUGGGAUUCCUUUUUGCUCCAAUCAUUCUUGCUUGGUUAUUAUGCAUAAGCAUAAUUGGGGUGUACAACAUUUUCUACUGGAAUCCACAUGUGUAUCGUGCCCUUUCUCCGCAUUAUAUGUAUAACUUUCUGAAGAAGACUCAAAGAGGAGGGUGGAUGUCACUGGGUGGUAUUUUGUUAUGCAUAACAGGUUCUGAAGCUAUGUAUGCUGAUCUGGGGCAUUUUUCCCAAUUGUCAAUAAAGAUUGCAUUUGCUUUUGUGGUUUACCCAUCCUUGCUGCUUGCUUACAUGGGACAAGCUGCAUACCUCUCUCAGCAUCACAUUAUCCAAACUGACUAUCGAAUUGGUUUCUACGUUUCUGUGCCAGAGAAUAUACGAUGGCCGAUCAUGGGAAUUGCUGUUCUUGCGGCUGUGGUGGGAAGUCAAGCAGUCAUCACAGGUACUUUCUCAAUCAUCAAACAGUGCUCUGCUUUGGGAUGCUUUCCAAGGGUGAAGAUAGUGCAUACAUCAUCAAGAACGCGCGGUCAGAUAUAUAUACCGGAGAUCAACUGGAUUUUGAUGAUACUUUGCUUAGCAGUCACUGUUGGUUUCAGAGAUACAAAGCGCCUUGGCAAUGCAUCAGGGUUGACUGUCAUCACUGUUAUGCUGGUCACCACUUGUUUGAUGUCCUUAGUGAUGGUCCUCUGUUGGAACAAGAGCAUAUUUCUUGCUGUAUGCUUCGUUGUUUUCUUCGGUUCCAUUGAAGCACUCUUCUUCUCGGCCACUCUGAUUAAGUUCCUCGAAGGAGCUUGGGUUCCCAUUGCACUUUCUUUUGUGUUCGUUGCUAUCAUGUAUAUCUGGCAUUAUGGCACCAUUAAGAAAUAUCAGUUUGACCUUGAUAACAAAGUUUCCCUCAACUGGCUCCUAAACUUAGGUCCUACCCUUGGCUUUGUACGUGUCCAGGGCAUCGGUGUGAUUGACACUGAACUUGUAUCAGGCAUUCCUGCAAUCUUCUCCCACUUUGUCACCAACUUGCCUGCAUUCCACCAGGUCGUUGUUUUCCUCUGUAUCAAGUCGGUGCCAGUGCCAUACAUUCAAGCUGAGGAACGCUUCCUAGUUGGCCGUGUUGGCCCGAAAGAAUGCAGGCUAUAUAGGGUCGUUGUCCGGUAUGGGUAUCAUGACAUACAAAAGGAUGAUUCAGAGUUCGAAAGGGAUCUGAUUUUCAGCAUUGCCGAGUUCAUCCGCUCAGAAGUAUACAAACCCUUCGGCCUGAAUGAAGAAACUGAGAACGGCAAUGAGAAAAUGGCCACUGUCAGCACCGAUUCAAGAAUUCAAGGGGAGAAAGUGGAACCAGAAGACGCGUCAGGCCUCUCAGGAGAAAUACUUUUGCAGGUUCAAGUGCCCCAAAAGCAAGUAAGAUUCACACUGCCCCAGAGCCCACCAAAAGAAGAAGGCAAUAAGGAAGAGUUGCUGGAACUAAUGGAGGCUAGAGAAGCAGGAAUGGCAUUCAUUCUGGGGCAUGAGUACAUGAGGGCUAAGAGCGGAUCGAGUCUUGUUAAGCGACUGGUGGUUGAUCUGGGCUACGAGUUCCUUCGAAGGAACUGCAGGGAUCGUCGUGCCUAUGCUUUUACCAUCCCUCACGCUUCGACGCUCGAGGUUGCGAUGUUGUACCACGUUUGAACUCCAAUGGCCGAUCUGUACAGAUUGUGCCAUGUAAAUUGUAAAUUGAAAUUGUAAAUGAUAAUGUAAUGAUGGAGAAAAGUGAGCAGGAGGUGCUCUGUUCUGCCUCGACUA
This is a messenger RNA of Zingiber officinale, 2878 nucleotides long. Its product is annotated as potassium transporter 8-like. NCBI's taxonomy places the organism in Eukaryota, Viridiplantae, Streptophyta, Magnoliopsida, Zingiberales, Zingiberaceae. Gene Ontology annotation, cellular component: membrane. Gene Ontology annotation, molecular function: potassium ion transmembrane transporter activity. Gene Ontology annotation, biological process: potassium ion transmembrane transport. The coding region runs from base 440 to 2764 and encodes 774 amino acids. The record is from RefSeq and is a predicted model, not a curated record. The transcript is spliced from 9 exons.